Molecule: messenger RNA, 7190 nt
Organism: Epinephelus moara (kelp grouper)
Lineage: Eukaryota; Metazoa; Chordata; Actinopteri; Perciformes; Serranidae
Gene: ankfy1
Product: ankyrin repeat and FYVE domain containing 1
Exons: 25
Coding region: 39-3539 (1166 amino acids)
Biological process (GO): Golgi to lysosome transport; retrograde transport, endosome to Golgi
Cellular component (GO): endosome membrane
Molecular function (GO): small GTPase binding; metal ion binding
Source: RefSeq, a predicted model, not a curated record
AUAGAGAGCAACGGGCCACGGAGCUAACGCUGAGCAACAUGGCGGAAGAGGAGGUGGCCAAGCUGCAGAAGCACCUGGCCCUGCUCAGGCAGGAGUAUGUGAAGAUGCAGCAGAAGCUGGCCGACACAGAGCGGCGCUGUGCCGUGCUAGCUGCUCAGGCCUCUGGCCAGGGCUCCCCCAGCCCUGCAGCUGCAGACUCCUUCAUCAGCCGCCUGCUGGACAUCGUGGCCGACCUCUAUCAGCAGGAACAGUACAGUGAUCUGAAAGUGAAAGUAGCAGGAGAGAGUCUCAGUGCCCAUAAGUUUGUGUUGGCUGCUCGCAGUGAUGUCUGGAGUCUGGCCAACCUGGCCUCCACCUCUGAACUGGACCUGUCUGAUUGCAAACCUGAAGUUGCCAUGGCGAUGUUGCGCUGGGCGUACACGGAUGAGUUGGAGCUCACUGAAGAUGAUGCCUUUCUUAUUGACUUGAUGAAGCUGGCAAACCGCUUCCAGCUGCAGCUGCUCAGAGAGAGGUGUGAAAAAGGUGUGAUGUCUUCGGUAAAUGUGAGGAAUUGCAUUCGUUUCUACCAAACAGCUGAGGAGCUGAAUGCCACCACCCUGAUGAACUACUGUGGGGAGAUCAUAGCCAGUCACUGGGAUGAUCUGAGGAAAGAAGAUUUCAGCACCAUGAGUGCCCAGCUGCUUUACAAGAUGAUCAAAUCGAAAACAGAGUACCCUCUCCACAAAGCCAUCAAAGUGGAGCGAGAAGAUGUGGUCUUUCUCUAUCUCAUCGAGAUGGACUCGCAGCUUCCUGCAAAGCUAAAUGAACUGGACAAUAACGGUGACCUGGCACUAGACCUGGCGCUUGCUCGUAAAUUGGAAAGCAUCGCCACCACUCUGGUUAACAACAAAGCCGAUGUGGACAUGGUGGACCAGAGUGGCUGGAGCCUCCUGCAUAAGGCCAUCCAGAGAGGUGAUGAGUUUGCCUCCAUCUUCCUAAUUCGACACUCGGCCCAGGUGAAUGCAGCUACAGUGGGGGCGGUGGAAACCCCGCUUCACCUGGUCUGUUCUUUCAGCCCCAAGAAACACUCUGCGGAGGUGAUGAGCGGUAUGGCACGAAUCGCAGAGGCUCUGCUGAAGACCGGAGCCAACCCCAACAUGCAGAACAGCAAGGGCAGGACUCCGAUGCAUGAAGCUGUGGCAUCAGGGAAUGAGCCAGUGUUCAACCAGCUGCUACAGUGCAAACAGCUUGACCUGGAGCUCAAGGACCACGAGGGCAGCACAGCUCUGUGGCUGGCCCUGCAGUACAUCACCGUGUCUUCAGACCCCUCAGUAAACCCAUUUGAGGAUGACGCACCAGUUGUGAACGGCACCUCGUUUGAUGAGAAUAGUUUUGCAGCCCAGCUUAUCCAGAGAGGAAGCAACCCUGAUGCACCAGACACAGCCACAGAAAACUGUCUCAUGCAGAGAGCAGCUCGGGCUGGCAAUGAGGCAGCAGCACUUUUCCUCGCGACUCACGGAGCAAAGGUCAACCAUGUCAACAAAUGGGGUGAGAGCCCACUUCAUACAGGGUGUCGCUGUGGCCUGGCGAGCCUGACAGCAGAGCUGCUGCAGCAGGGGGCCAACCCCAACCUGCAGACCCAGAAGGCUCUGCCUGAUGACACCGUUGGUGUUGCUAUGCAGACCCCCCUGCACAUGGCCAUCGCUCACAACCACCCAGAUGUAGUCUCUGUCAUCCUCGAGCAGAAAGCCAAUGCUCUUCAUGCCACCAACAACUUCCAGAUCAUUCCAGACUUCAGUCUCAAAGACUCCAUGGACCAGACAGUGCUGGGCUUGGCCCUCUGGACAGGCAUGCACACCAUAGCAGCUCAGCUGCUGGGCUCAGGGGCUUCUAUCAAUGACACUAUGUCCACUGGACAAACCCUGCUGCACAUGGCCAUCCAAAGACAGGACAGCAAGAGCGCCCUCUUCCUUCUCGAGCAUCAGGCGGACAUCAAUGUUAGGACCCAGGAGGGACAAACAGCACUACAGCUGGCCAUCAGUAACCAGCUGCCACUGGUGGUGGAUGCCAUUUGCACAAGAGGAGCUGAUAUGUCUGUGGUGGAUGAUAAAGGAGACCCUCCAUUGUGGCUGGCUCUGGAGAAUGGCCUGGAAGAUAUCGCGUCCACACUGGUCCGCCAUGGCUGUGAUGCAACAUCUUGGAGCACGGGGCCCUCUGGCUGCCAGCAGACCCUCCUGCACAGAGCUGUUGAUGAGAAUAAUGAGGUCUCUGCUUGCUUCCUUAUCCGCAGCGGUUGUGACGUAAAUAGCAGCAGACGGCCAGGCCCUAAUGGGGAAGGAGACGAAGAAGCCAGAGAUGGACAAACACCCCUCCACCUGGCGAGCAGCUGGGGUUUGGAGGAGGUGGUGCAGUGCCUUCUAGAGUUUGGAGCUAAUGUUAAUGCACAGGAUGCAGAGGGCAGGGCUCCCAUCCACGCUGCCAUUAGCAGCCAGCACAAUGUCAUUAUACAGCUCCUCAUUUCCCAUCCAGACAUCCGUCUUAACAUUCGGGAUCGUCAAGGAAUGACCCCCUUCGCCUGUGCCAUGACGCACAAAAACAACAAGGCAGCAGAGGCUAUCCUCAAAAGGGAGCCAGGUGCUGCUGAGCAGGUGGACAACAAAGGACGUAAUUUUCUCCACGUGGCUGUGCAGAAUUCAGACAUCGAAAGUGUCCUGUUCCUCAUCAGUGUCCAAGCUAAUGUCAACUCCAGAGUUCAAGAUGCAGCCAAACUCACCCCUCUGCACCUGGCUGUCCAGGCUGGAUCUGAGAUCAUUGUUCGCAACCUGCUGCUUGCCGGAGCCAAAGUAAAUGAGCUGACCAAACACAGGCAGACAGCGCUACAUCUGGCUGCCCAGCAGGACCUGGCCACUAUUUGUUCUGUGUUGUUGGAGAACGGAGUAGACUUUGCUGCUGAGGAUGAGAAUGGCAAUAACGCUCUACAUCUGGCUGUGAUGCAGGGCCGCCUUAACAAUGUCAGAACCCUUCUCACAGAGUCCAACAUCGACGCUGAGGCCUUCAAUCUCAGGGGUCAGUCACCAAUGCACGUACUAGGCCAUUAUGGGAAAGAGAACGCCGCUGCCAUUUUUGAGUUGUUCCUGGAGUGUAUGCCUGAAUACCCUCUGGACAAACCAGAUAAUGAAGGGAACACAGUUCUGCUCCUGGCCUACAUGAAAGGAAAUGCUAACCUGUGCCGUGCCAUCGUGAGAGCCGGGGCUCGACUGGGCAUUAAUAAUAAUCAGGGCAUAAACAUUUUCAACUACCAAGUUGCAACCAAACAGUUGCUCUUCCGCCUUCUAGAUAUGCUGUCCAAAGAGCCCCCUUGGUGUGAUGGGUCCAACUGCUAUGAAUGUGUUGCCAAGUUUGGUGUUACAACACGGAAACAUCACUGCCGCCACUGUGGGCGCCUGUUGUGCCACAAGUGCUCUAUAAAGGAGAUCCCCAUCAUCAAGUUUGACUUGAACAAGCCGGUGAGGGUGUGUGACAUCUGCUUUGAUGUACUAACUCUGGGUGGGGUGUCGUAAUGCAGCGGCCUGGAUAUCCUCCACCCUCUCAGUUAUUCAGGCACACCAGGAGAAGGGACAUCAGUAGCAGGACAGUUAUGGACCAUCACCUUUAUACUAUUUCAGUCUAUGAAAAAAAACGUAAUGUUCUAGAGGGACGUUUCAAAUAGAAAGUGAAACAUUGUCUUUUUGUUUCUGUUUUGAUCUUAAAGUGGAUAUAAGACAGAAGCGCUCCAGCUCCAUGACGGCUGGGCUCUUUGUUAAUCAGUUUUCCAAAAUGUUUGUAAUUAUUUGUCACAAGCAGGACGUUUCAAUCCAAUGAUGAACAUUUAAAUCAAAUCACAAUUAGAGUUUUUUCUGUUCCUCUUCUCUGUUGCGAUAUUUCACCAUCAGCAGCCUUUAUGCUAUGUGACCUGCCCAAAGACAAAAGUUCAAUGCUACACAAUGCUGUCAACCAAGAGCAGAGUAAAUGUGUACAAUUGCCCUAGAUCACUUACAAGGACUGAACUAUCAGCAUGUUCUCUGUAAUCUUUCAUCUUUCACUCUUCUGUCACCCAAAUUCUGUGUUGACCGGAUAAAGUGGGACAGACGAGGAGGAUUUAAAGGGAAAGCAGCUUUUGUUUUAAAUAAAUGAGCAUCAUCAAAUGAGAUCUAAUCUAGUUAGAUCCAGUAUUAUUACAGUGAAAUUGUUUUACUUUACUGUCGGAGGUGAAAAAUGGCAAAACUGGACGAGGAUGGAAUUCCUCAUGAAACUGAGUUGUUUUCCACAGAAGCCUAAACGGCAAAGAUUCAAACAUUUUAUUUAUUUUUUUUCUCAAGAUCACUUUGUCAUUGAGGUCCUUAUCUUGAAAUAACAUGUUUUCUCGAGAUAACAAGAUUAUUUUGUCAAGUUAAAGAACCUUUUUAUGUCACGAGAUAAUGACAUAAUUCAUUUGAGAUCACAUCAAAGCAGUGUUUCGUAAAUUAAACUCAAAAGGCCACUGUGUCUCAAGAUCUCCACCAAACUUGACAUGCCAAGCUGACAUGCUUUGAUUGGGCCGCCGAUAAGGCUGAAUCUUGCUUUAACGUAUUGUUAUAUGAUGCCAUAGAUGUGUAAAGAGAACUGGAUACAGCUGUGGAGACGGGGCCUCGCUCAGGGCCUCGCUCAGGGCCUCGCUCAUUCCUGUAAAAGUGGCGUAUGAAGCCUAAAACGUUUGACCCAACACUGCUAUUUCAGGCCUGGUCACUAGAAUAAAAUUUUGGCAUUGUAUGUUUCUACAAACCACAGAUAUGUUACAGUUGUACAUUUUGUAUGUGUCCCAUCAAAGUUUCUAAAGUGAAGCAGUCCUGAUAAUAUGAGCUGAUUUUCUAAGACAAGAUGGAGGAGACAGUGGACGAUGUGACACUUAGGCAAAACAGCUGCCAAACUGCAGACCAAUGUUCGUGCAAACAAAACAUCUGCGAACAUCUGUGGUAUUUCUAGGCGUGAUUGUGCCACUAAAACCUGGAAUUUUAAGUCAAAACAUGAUCCCUUCCCUUAACCAAUUGUUUUUUGUGCUUAAACAUAACCACACUUUAACCACAGCGUCGUUGAAACAUAAAGAAACAUAGAGUUUCUUAACGCAUUCUUAGAUCAUGCCAUAGAUGUAUAAAGAGAACUGGAUACAGCCUUGGAGACAGGGUGGUGCAUGACGCCUUAAAAGUUCGACUUCCCAGGUAUAAAAUUACCCGGAUCUUCUGCAUCAUUGGGCCCAAAGAGCAGGCGCAAGAGAGACUUUCCCUGGCUGAGCAGCUAACUUCCGAUUUAGCCCUCCACUGACUUGAAACGGGGAUGAAAUUAUUUAAUUGUGCAGCUUUUCCAGACUUUCAAAAUGUUAACAGACCAAACUGAUCAAAUCCUGACGGUGAAAUGAGUCAUUAGUACAGGUUUGAGCUCAGAUAAAUGUAUCCACCCAUUUACAGACAUCUCAAUCCGAAUGUAAGUCCGUGAGGAAAAGUCUUUUUCAGUCCCAUGGCGGACAUAACCCUUCAGUUAUAACUUCACUGUAUGGCCACUGUGUAAAAUUGGCUUCAAAGCCCAGCGCUAUUCCUGGUGUAUGGAUGACACACGCUAAUGUGUAUUUCAUCUAUAACAGCAAGACAUAAAGUAAGUUCAGCCUGUGUUAGGCCAAAAUUGAAAAGAAAUGUAAUGUGAUGAUUUAUACGCUCUUGUUCAUCUGACAACAGCUGUUUUUGGACAGAAGGAACUUUUUAAUAGUUCUAAAAAGCCCCGUUUGUUUUCUCUGCACCACAAUAACUAGGAAUAAUCAUAGUUCUUUUAACAACAUUUUUAGGGACAUUUUUUAUCUCCUACUUGACAGUAGGUACCCUCCCAAAACAACUGAAUCAUGAGUGAUGUUAAGUGUAAGGUGAUUGGUCAAACACAGCCAAUGGAGCACCGGCAACUCCUGAUUUAAAAAAAUGAUCAGCCGUUAGCCAUGUAAACAACAGCUCAAGAAGAAAAAAUGGAAGCAAACAUGACAAAUGGGCAAAUCCAGGCUUUACUGAGCAUAAGUGUAACGUGGGAAAUACAGUGUGAUUUUGACUCAUCAUAGCUAUUGAGUGGUAGACUGGCCAACGUCACGUCAGAGUUCCUAUUGGCGGUGCGAUUGCAAACAGAAAAAAAGCCCUUGAAGGCCUGUUGUUCUCAGGGGAGCUCCCUAGUGGGUAGUUCCUUUCUGGUAGUCCCCAGAACUGUUUAGUGCAAUGGUUCCUGCAAUGAUACAGGCUUUAAAUAGACGAAGCUACUUUAUCUCGAGUUCACAAAGUGUUGUCUUUCUUGAGAAAUGACCUCAGGAAAACAUUUGGUAUUUUGAGAUGAUGACAUGUAUGACUUGUGAUCUUGAGAAAACAAUAUUAAUUUGUUACCAAGGGAAGAUGAAGGAAAUAAAAUGUCUGAAUCCAUGGCUGUUUGGGGCGACUGUAGUUUGUCUCUAUGAUUGGCACAUAGUCUAUCAUGUAUAGGCAUCAGUCAAAUUAAAUGGAACUUUUUAACAGGUUGGGAAAAUGUGACCUGAGACAGCCUAUUUUAUCACAAGAGGAAUAUAAAUGUGGACCCCAAAACAAAAUUCUCUCAACAAUCCUCCUCAGUUACAGAAAUGCCUGUUAUGCCUAUGCAUGUCAUUUAAUUUGUAGUCCUUACACGCCAUCGUCAUAAUCAUAAAUCAUAUUUCAAAACCAGUCACCAAAUGAUUACAUUCCAUUUUUAUUAUCUGCCAUGAGGUCCUCGUUGGAAGUCUUGAUCCCCACAAUGUUGCCUCAAGUCAAGUCGUUGUCUUGACCCCAUCACAUUUAACGCUUCUUGAUUUCUAAGCCUAACAGGUGCACUUUAUCAAGAUCACGACAUUUCCGAUCAUUGGGGAGAAUGUGGAGCAGAGGGACGGCCGAGUAGUUGGGCCUCUUUAAGUAUUGUUAAAUUGUACAGAUAAAUGUGUGAUAUUUUUGACCACUACAACUGUUUUGUACUUAAAUGCAGUUUGUGCUUGUCAUUGUGACAAACCUAAAUCUUGCCUCUGUUAAUCUUUUAUGCACAUUGUUUAAUCUUUUAUGCACAUUAUAUUGUAUCUGUAUGCUCAGAUAUCUAGCCUGUCUCUUCCUGGUGUAUCCUUUUAGAGAAAGGGAGGACAACUUUACAUAAAGGUCAUCAAAAACUAA